AUGAAGGACACAGAAAAGGCUACUCAAGAUAAAGUAUGGUUCGUUGGAAGCACUUCUUUUUGUUGCAGAGACAGACAAUCAGCGUUUAUAUGGAGAAGACGAUGUACAAUUACUGCUACCUUAAUGCUCACAGGACUUAUUAUUGCCAUUAUUGUUGUAAUGGUGGCAAAGCCUAGUCUUUUUGGGUUACGUUCCAGCUCAUUAAGUGGUGAAGUAUCAGCCAGUCCCAGUGAUCAAAAAGUACACGGUGUGCCUAUAGCAAAUUCAAGCGAUUGGAGUGACACAGUGGCGGGUAUUUCAAUUGGCAAAGAAUCUCCUUCUGAAGAUGACUCUGAGUAUAGAGGAAAAAGACAAAGAACAGCAAGAGCAUGUGAUAUAUGUAGAAGCAAAAAAGCAAAAUGUGAUGCUGAUAUGAGACAACCGUGCACUAAUUGCUUACAGCGUGGCAAAGAUUGUUCAUUCAGCGAAGCUUCAAGGAAAAGAGGUCCUCAAAAAGGGUACAUUGAAAGUCUAGAGAGCAGAUUGCGAGCCAUGGAGGACCUACUUCAAGACAUUGUAGAAAACUCACGUAAUCCAGUACAUGAGAAUCAAGACAACGUUUUGCAUAGACCAAAGGGCAAAAUCGUAAGAUAUCACGGAAGUUCCGCUGGAUACCAUCUUGUAGGUAAUCUUUUCUCUUCGACAAGUGCAGAUAAUCAAGAAGAAGGCGCCAUGCCUAUCACAGAUACUAGAGAUGAACAAUCCAAAGUAUUUCAUAUACCUUUUCUUUACAAAAAGGGUGCAUUUCGCUUAAAAGCUGUGGGGACUAACAAUGAUGAAUUUGUGGUUGUAAGAGAUACAACAGAAGAUGAAGAAGCCGAACGGUUAGAGGCAGAUGGUCAAGAGAUUGUGGACGCCUUUAUACCAAGAUCGCUCAUAUCUAGUCUUAUAUACAUGUACCCAAGCUUACUUGAAAGGCUAUUUUAUGGGAUAGAUAAAGAUGAUUUUAUGACGAUGUUUGAAGGCAAAGGCCUUCACUCAUUGGCACCUCUUUUGAUAUACGCCAUAUGUACCUUUUCUUGCUCUCUGGUAAGCUCAGAUGAUCCUAUGUUUAGAGAAGCCGGUUUAGAACGUGACGAGCUGUAUCGUUUAUUGAACGAUCGUGCAACUGCAUUAGUUCGUCGAGGAUACUUAUUGCCUCGAGAAUCUACUAUUCAAGCACUCGUAUUAUUUGCUAGUCAUCCAAAUUAUGCCAGUACUUCGCAUAACAGUUGGAUCAAGGCGGGCAUGGCUGCCCAGGACUUGGGGCUUCAUCGCACAGUAAAUACGGCCAAUGCUCUAGAAUCUAUAAAAAAAAGAAAAAGGCUGUGGUACAGUGUCUACGUUACUGAUAGAUGGUGCAGUGCCAUCAUGGGACGACCCUUGGCCAUUGUAGAUUCGGAGUGCGACGUUGAUUUAAAGGUGACUGAUGUUCUUUGGCCAGGAGAGGACUUGAGUAUUUUUAUAUAUUUUAUGAAGCUUUCCAGAAUUCUUGGAGAAGUUUUACGACGCGUAUAUUUAACAAAAACUACAGCAAGUGAAUAUAGAACGAUGGCGAUGGAACAAACUGUAUGGAGCUUGCAGAUGAUGCUAGAAGAAUGGUAUUUCAGCGUUCCUGAUGAUUGUAAAAUUACGGAGGUAGAUUUAAUGCAGUUAUCCGUAAACCCUCGGCUCUAUGCGGGUUUAAAAAAGAUUACAUACGGUGGGCCCUUGACGCUGUGCUAUUAUGCUGUCACUAUUUUGUUACACAGACGUUUCCUUUCUGUUGAAGAGGCUGGGAUGCCAUUUGUAACAAAAAGCGCAGCUAUUUGUAUCAAGGCAGCAAAACUUGGCAUUGAUGUCGCUCAAAAAAUACCAAGCAAAUCAAUGAUUUCGUUUGGAUGGAACUUUACAUGUUACUCUGUGUUUGUAGCAGCCUUGAUACAUGCUUACAAUACUAAAAGCAACAACCCAAAAAUCGCAGAUGAAGCAAAAAAGUACCUUCGCAUGGCUACGGAUGAUGUUCUUGAACCAAUGGUUCGUGAUGUACCUUCUAAACCACCUGUAGUUGAUUUUCUUCGUACCAUACCGAGUCUAUUUGGCGAUGCUCCAGCACAGCCAGUUCACUUUAUGCAACAAGAGACAAAACCAGUGACACCUAUGAGCGUUCAGCAUAUACUUUCUGAACAAGCUGAGCAAAGGGAUACUACUGCGACACCAAGCCUGUCGGAAAAACAAUCGUGGUUACUGAAUUCAUCUGAGGAAAUAUGUUGGCAGGACUUAUUUUCUACCAUUGGUAAUACCUUUUCAGACGAUACUACAGGUGGAGGUUUUGGAUUUGAAGGCUUUGCAAUGAAUGAUUAUAUAUAA
Rhizopus microsporus ATCC 52813 is the source of this 2367-nucleotide messenger RNA. RefSeq lists its product as uncharacterized. The transcript has 10 exons. Gene Ontology annotation, molecular function: DNA-binding transcription factor activity, RNA polymerase II-specific; DNA binding; zinc ion binding. NCBI's taxonomy places the organism in Eukaryota, Fungi, Mucoromycota, Mucoromycetes, Mucorales, Rhizopodaceae. Gene Ontology annotation, biological process: DNA-templated transcription; regulation of DNA-templated transcription. The record is from RefSeq and is a predicted model, not a curated record. Bases 1 to 2367 code for a protein of 788 amino acids.